UGAACAUAGAAAUCAAGGCUUUUAUUUUAAAGUGAAUUCUUGCAAGAGUGGGAAGCUGAUUUUUUUCAACCCCACCCCACCCCCUUACCGACUCUUGAAGGAAUAACAGGUGAAGGAUUCGCUGGUGAAAGUGGUGGGACUUGCUCAUGACUUUGGUUCUGAGGAGCUCCUCAGUGGGUCGGGAGUUGUGGAUCAGGGGCUCCCGGGAAUGAGGCACUCGAUCCCUGGGAUAAAAGCAGAAAAACAAAACAAAAAACAAAACUGCGGAUGCUGGAAAUCCAAAAACAGAAAUAUAGAUUUAAAAAAAAUACCGGACACCCGAUCCUGGAUUUGCCACACCUCCAACAACUGCUGAUGCUGAUGCUCGUUCUCUCUCCAGGGCUGGAGUGCUGGGAAGUCAUGGAUGAGCCUUUGGUGCAAACGGACAAGGGCAACCCGGGGGCUCGGGGACCUUGCGGUCAGUCCCCUGGGCCAGGAACCUGGCAGCUGACAGAGCUGGUCAGAGAUUUUGCGGAUACCCUGGGCCAGUUUAAGGAUGCUCUACACAUGGCGGCCGAUGUCCCUGCCGAUCAGGAGCUGGUACAGGAGAGGCUAGCCACCAUGCUGAUGGCUCUGCAACUCAUCAUUGGCCGCUACCCCUCGCUGAAUCCCAACAACUCCAUCCUGGAGACGGCCGCCACCGUGGCGAAUAUGGUGAACGGUCUGAAUGCUCAAGUCGAAGGAAAUGAAAAGCCAAGACGUUACAGUGAAAUAUUCCGGGAGCUGGACGCGCUAGAAAUUUCCUUCGGAAACUCCACAGUCGACCUCUUCAUGACGGAAGCAGAGAACAGCUUCAUUUCCCCAGACCCAUCUCCAGACGAAGAGAUCCUGGUGAACGAGGAUUUCUACUCAGAAUGUCGGGAUCACCUGAUCGAGCAGCGGGAUGAAUUCCAAACUUCUGAGGAAGAAGCCGAUGAAAUGCUGGUGAAGUGUGAAAGAGGUGUCGAUUCAGCCCUGCAGUACGCCAAACUCUGGGCCAAGUAUACAAAGGAGCUGCUGUCAUGGAUGGAGAGGCGGAUCGCUGCGGAGAUUGAAUUCUCGAAGAACAUAACUAGGAUGGCUGAAGUGACUAAGGGUUUGAUCAGCCAUGAGAAAUUCAUGCCUUUUCGAUACAUCUAUACAAUGGCCCUUCAGCAUGACAUCCAACAUGGACAGAGGAUAAUUAAUACCAGGAAUUCAUUGCAGCACAAUAAAUACAUUCAGCCUUUGAUGUCAAGAAAAAACGAACUGGAGAAGCAAAGACGGGACUUUAAGGAGCAAUGGCAGAAGGAGCAACGUAAGAUGAACGACGCACUGACAGCACUGAGGAAGUCAAAACAGAUGUACCAUCAGCGCUGCGAGGAUCUUGAAAAGGCGAAACUGCAGAGUGCCAAGGCUGAGGGAGAGCAGCAAUCGCUGAGCGUGAGUGGUGCUAACCCAGGCAGCGCCAGCAAGCAGCUGGAGAAACGCAGGAGGUCAAAGGACGAGGCACAAUCGAAGGUUCAAGAUGCUGAGAUCUAUUACAGAAACUGUGUUUGCGAGGCCAACCUCAGACACAAGGAUCUGGAGGCAAUGAAAGUGAAGAUCAUCACACAGCUCCAUAAACUCAUUGACCAGGGCGACCUCAUACUGAAAGAGGUCUCUGUGAACCUGUUCCAAAUGCAGCAGGAGCAGGCCGAACAGCUGCCACUUGCCUUUCACUCCCUGCAUGAGACUAUCAAACCUUAUGAGCCCGGCCAGAAAUAUCUUGAGUUUAUUCAAAGCCUGAACAAGAAGAUGCUGCCUGUGGAGAUCUAUGAAUUCGAGGAGUUUGCUACCCCCAGCAGAAGGUCCUCCCCUACUGGAAGAAGAAGAAGUGGUGCCAUAUUAAUCCAUCGAUCGUCAGCAUCCUCUGGUGACUUGCUGAACAUCACAGAUGAUUGUGAAAACAAACUCAUGUUUCGUAACGCAGCCGGGUCUAAGCCUGCCUUAAGUGAUUCAGAAAGCACUGGAGUCAGCAGUGAGUCACGUUCUUUCGAUUCCCCGAUGUCCAGUCCAGCUCAUUUCGGUAGGAAAUUACCAAAAGCCACACCUUCAUUGAUGUCUCCAGACGAUUUUGAAGAGAGGGAUGGGAACCAGUUGCAUGACAAUGAUUUGACUGACUUGACCAAUGAAACUUACGGAACAGCAGGGCGCUUCAAGAAUGUCUCACUCUCCAAAGCAGCACAGACUCACCGAUUGCGGAAACUCAGGGCACCAAACAAAUGCCGAGAGUGUGACAGCCUCAUUGUGGUGAAUGGCGCCGAGUGUGAGGAGUGCUACCUGGCAUGUCACAGGAAGUGCCUUGAGUCAGUUGCCAUCAUCUGUGGGCAUCGGAAGCUGCAGAACAAGGUCUCUCUGUUUGGCGUUGACUUUGCACAGGCUCCGAGGGAGACGGCUGACGAGGUCCCCUUCAUCAUCAGAAAAUGCACGACGGAGAUAGAGAGCCGGGCACUGUGUAUACAGGGGCUGUACCGGGUGAAUGGUUCAAGGUUACGCAUCUCCAAACUACGCCAGUCCUUUGAAAAUGGAAGGGACCUCAUUGACAUGUCUGAGAACUCCCCUCAUGACAUCACCAACGUCUUAACUCUGUACCUUCGUGAGCUCCCUGAGCCAAUUGUUCUCUUCAGCCUCUACAAAGACUUUAUGAACUUUGCCAAAGAGUUACACCAGGCCUGUGAAGAUCUGAAGGACAGCCAGGCCAAAGGAAUGCCCAUGGCAAAUAAUAAAUUGCCACAGCUCAUCCAGCAGGCCAAGGCCUUGAUGCAGAAUCUACCAGCUUCCAACUACAAUGCCCUGGAACACAUCCUUGGGCAUCUCCACAGAGUGGCAGAUCGAUGCGAAGAAAACAAGAUGUCAUCUACCAAUCUGGGAAUAAUCUUUGGCCCCACUCUGAUUAGGCCUCCAGCUCUGGAGGAUACGGCUUCAAUGAUUUCUCUGGCUAACUCUGGGUACCAAGCUCAAGUUGUAGAUUUCCUCAUCACGCAGUACAAUCAGAUCUUUGAGACUGGACAAGGCGUCAAAUCUUGGCCAUUGGAAAUGAUGGUAAACCGAGAUAGAGAGGCCCUGGGCACGGCAAAGGGUCGAAGCAAUUCCUCAGAGUGUCUAGCUUUGAAACGACAUUCGAGUGAAGGAUAUGUUUCGGACAAAUCCUCAUCAAACGAAGCACUCGAUGACACACGGGAACAACGGAGAGCGAGUUCUAGCAGUGACAUUACAGCUGCAGGCCUGGCAGAUGCAUCGAGGCCAGCUUCGGAGGACUCGCACUCCCUGGACGGGCAGGACUGGGAAAGUGACAGCAGCGCCGAGCCCCUUCCGCGCUGCGCCUUCAGCCGGCAGCCCGGCAAAUACCAGCGGUACGGGCAGGCCAAAACCCGGCCCAUCAUCCCCAAGCCUUCGGCGCUCCCCAUCAUCACGGCGAACCUGCCCUCGGCGCCGUCGGAAGAGGAGAGUCCCGGGCUUGCCGAUGGCGCAGCAGCAGCAGCAGCAGGAGGAGCGGCGGCGACGGCGACAACGCCGGACGGGGAGAGGAGAGCGGCGGCCGGCUCUAGCCGGAGUUCGUCGCCGGACGGCGGCACUUUGCGGCGCUCGGGCGGCAAGCACAAGCGGUUCGAGAUGACCGUCGGCACGGCCAGGCUGGUGUCGAAGCUGCAAGACAGGAGGCGGCUGGAGAGCGGCGAGGCCGUGUCGCCUCAGGUCGGGAGCGGGGCCGCCUCCGCCAUUGCCGCCGCCGCCGCUGCUGCUGCCCCACCGGCUUGCGCUGAAGGGGAGACGGCCGGCAAGGCCGCGCGGGAGCAGCCGGGGGACCUGGAAACCGAGCGGCACGUGGCGGUGGCGGUGGCGGCGGCAGCAGCGAGCGACGACGCGGACCGGCCGGGGGGCCUGGAAACGGGGCGGGAGCAGCGCGCAGCGACCGCUGAACUGAACACAAACCAAUCAAACAACGCGUGGAGCGAGCACGUGCUCGGGCAGCACGAGGAACGGCGGGACGUGGACAGGAUGCUGCACCUUAUGCGUCAGCGGCAGAACCUCAAGAAGACAGAGGCUCACUUUGUGUGAAAGCGCGGCGGGGUGCGAACACCAAUCAGUCGCCUGCUCUCACCGCGGUAACCUAGCAACCACAAGAGACGUUGGGAUGGCGCGAGAAAAGAACGUGGAGAAAGGUUGCUCGGCACUCGGCAACACCAACUUGCAUUUAUAUAGCGCCUUCAAUAUAGGAGAACGCCCAAAGGCACAAGCCCGGGUUGCUAAAGUAUAUUUUCCAAACAGAUUUCAAUCCUGAAAGACUCUCUGGUGCAAUGUUUUCCAUCCUAUACCUCAAGCUUAUUUUUAUAUAUAUAUAUUGCAUUAUAAAUUUCAAAAAAGGUUUAAAGUCUUUUGUUAACAUUCA
This is a messenger RNA of Carcharodon carcharias (great white shark), 4426 nucleotides long. Its product is annotated as GEM interacting protein. Bases 268 to 4095 code for a protein of 1275 amino acids. The transcript is spliced from 22 exons. The record is from RefSeq and is a predicted model, not a curated record. Gene Ontology annotation, cellular component: plasma membrane. Gene Ontology annotation, biological process: signal transduction; negative regulation of GTPase activity; activation of GTPase activity. NCBI's taxonomy places the organism in Eukaryota, Metazoa, Chordata, Chondrichthyes, Lamniformes, Lamnidae. Gene Ontology annotation, molecular function: GTPase activator activity.